AUGAGGUCCGACCCGAACACCAGAAAUUUUGACACCCUCUACGAGUUCCACCAAGAACGUGGAUAUAAAACGAAAGAUUUCCACGCUCUGAGACUAGAAGUAGCAAACUUGCUGCAACAAGGACAUCUCAAAGAAUUACUCAGCGACAAAAGCAGGAACACUUUAGCGAGGGGUCGAGAAUGCCCAGGCCCACCAAAUCUACCUUCACCAGCUCGUACCAUCAACAUGAUUAUUGGUAGCAGUGACGAUGCCUCUAUUAAUGGCAUCAAAUUCACCGCCACUCACAAACUCAAAAGAGCAUUCACACACGAAUGGUACGACGGACUCGAAGAAAGAAUCAUAUUCGAUGAGUCAGAUGUCGACAAUUUGACUUUCCCUCAAAAUGAUGCACUUGUCAUUACUUUACGAAUUUUAGAUACUGAUGUUAGGAGAAUUAUGGUAGAUGAUGAAAGCGGAGCGUGCAUCAUCCAUCCUCGAGUCCUCGCACAUAUGAGACUUGAGGAUAAGAUAGUGUCACGCUGCAUUACACUAACGGGUUUUAACAAUGUAAUUGAAUGGACUUCGGGAGAAAUCACACUCCCCGUCCUCGCCGGUGGGGUGACUCUAGAAACAACAUUCUAUAUCAUGGACCACGACAAUGCAUAUACCGCCAUCGUGGGAUGA
Molecule: messenger RNA, 663 nt
Organism: Nicotiana tabacum (common tobacco)
Lineage: Eukaryota; Viridiplantae; Streptophyta; Magnoliopsida; Solanales; Solanaceae
Source: RefSeq, a predicted model, not a curated record